AUGGUAAAUUUAUCCGAGAUUUCCAUUAAAAAUAUUUUUAAAAGUCUCAUUUUAGAUUCAUUCAUGAAGGAUGAGUUUAUACACAAGCAGCAAAGUUCAGAAAGUUUCUUUAGUAGAAACAAGAAAUAUUUGUUAGCAGGCACUGCGAUUAUUGCUGGAGCUGCUUUGGGCCCAUUUGCAAUAAGUGGAUUAGUAGCAGCUAUGGGAUUUGGUGAAGCUGGUAUAGUUGCUGGUUCUAUUGCAGCAUGGAUUAUGUCAUUACAAAGUGGAGCCGUCGCUGCUAGUAGCCUCGUGGCCAUUUUACAAUCAAUUGGUGUAGCUGGUUUAGGUAUUGGUGCGGUCUUUGCUAGUGCUGGAGGUGGUCUUUUUGCUGGGUAUAUGGCUAAAGCAAUACUAAUGAUAUCGGAAUCGAAUCCUGGAGGAUUAGCAGAAUUGGAAAAUUAUGUUUCCAUUAAUGAAAGUGAUGACGACGAAAAUGAUGAUGAAAAAAAUAAUUUGCUUAAGAAACAGAUUUUUGACAUGAAGAGAAGUGUCUUUCUGAAGUUUAAUAAUCCUUGA
Messenger RNA from Funneliformis geosporum, 558 nucleotides. The record is from the annotation of a GenBank genome assembly. Lineage: Eukaryota; Fungi; Glomeromycota; Glomeromycetes; Glomerales; Glomeraceae.